GAGGAAGCUGGAGAAGGAAGAGCUCGCGAAUUCAGCUGCAUGCGGUUGAGUUUCAGAGAAUGGCACCAAAAGACAGAAGUGUGUGGUGGGUUUGGAUCUCGGCGCUGUGUGCUGGAAGUGUUGCCAGAGCAGCAGAACAAGGACAAUCGCCCCAGGACACGGGGGAAAGGAGGCGUCUCGGAGGAACAACGAGCUACUUCACUUGGACAGCAGAGAGAACAGACAGAAAUGCAACAUGGGUCACCACAAACACAGCCACCUCCACAGGAGGAGGACCCACAACGCCCAACGCAACAGUUCUCAUCCCAGUAAAGGACACCACUGGGCACAAAACCACAGGGCAGCUGUCAGAGCCAGUGAUUGCAAUCUACUUCGAGGAGGGGACCUGCAACAUCAUGUUGACCUGCACCACGCGGGAAGGAGGCGGGGACGUCAAGUACAGUUGGCAGCAGCCCGGGAAAAGCCACGUUCUGUCCAAGGAGCCCGUUCUCCACAUCACCCAGAAGCCGGACGAUGACUUCCUGAACUACACCUGCACCAUCUGCAGAGGGGAGAGCCAGAAUUCCAGCACGGUGUCCCUGAGCGAGCACUGCCACGGCGCCUCAGCUUCCAGCUCGAUCAAGUACUGGGUCCCGCCGGCGUUCAUGGUCAUUGCGUUGAUCACUCUGUAUUUCACAUACAGGAAGACCACAGAGAGAGCAAGCCGCAGCAGAGCCGGGUCCAUUGAUCAAUCCUCGGACUCUGAUUCAAAGGACAAUCAGGCGGUUCACGGUGCAGCCCAUGUUAUCCCCCAUCCGGAGGCGUGGAAUCAGACCCAUGUGGAGACGCUGCAGGCAAAGGAGACUCUAAGCACGGAGGAAAACGAACAAGCUCUCUCUGACCCAGAGCCUUCCCCCAGCCAGAUUGACCAGAACGCAGCAGCUGAUAGCGCAGCCCCGCCCAGCGAUCCCAGGAUGUCAGACCCUGUCAGAGCUUCCUGGCCCCUCAGCGCGACGCCGGCACAUGGAGAAACCACAGAGGCGUUGGUCACUUUUGAAGAAAGCUCUGUACGCCAGUCCCAGCCCGCUCCAAAUCUUCCCUUUGUCCCCUGAUGAAGAAGGGAGGUGACAGUCAAUCUCACCCCUUACAUGGCGCUUUUCUCCUGUAGAUCUCACGGGGCUUUGCAAGUGGGGGUACAUAUCAACAGCCCCAUUUAGAAGGGGAAACUGAGGCACAGAAAGGCCAAGUGACCGUGCCUCUCAAGCCAGCAACAGAGCGAGGAAACAGAACCCAGGAAUCCUAAUACCCUGCCUGGCACUGGACUGUUGCCUAGCCUUGAGUGUGGUGCCGUUCCCUUGUGGAUGCCAAACUUUGGCCCUGAUUCUCCAUAAUGUUAAGAACGUGUCUAAAUCCUAGCAAGAUUGGGGACUGUUUUUGGUUCUGGGAGUAUCAAAACUGUAGAGCAACCUAAUGGAUGGGUGGGUGUG
Molecule: messenger RNA, 1466 nt
Organism: Mauremys mutica (yellowpond turtle)
Lineage: Eukaryota; Metazoa; Chordata; Testudines; Geoemydidae
Product: T-lymphocyte surface antigen Ly-9-like
Exons: 8
Coding region: 60-1091 (343 amino acids)
Source: RefSeq, a predicted model, not a curated record